This is a messenger RNA of Nomascus leucogenys (northern white-cheeked gibbon), 1176 nucleotides long. NCBI's taxonomy places the organism in Eukaryota, Metazoa, Chordata, Mammalia, Primates, Hylobatidae. The record is from RefSeq and is a predicted model, not a curated record.
GCGGCGGCGGCGGGCGCGGAGCUCUGCGCGCGGCUCCAGCGGCUCCAGCGGGCCGGGAUGGGCGGGUGGCCGCGCGGAGGACGCGGGGGGCGCGCGACGUGACCACCCGGAUUCGAAGCCCGCCCCGCCCCCGCCCGGCUCGCCGGCUCCAGGGUCUGCUCCGGGGGUCGCGGACGCGGGGCCGGGCGGCGGAGCCGGAGCCAGAGCAUGCGGGGCGCGGCGCGGGCGGCCUGGGGGCGCGCGGGGCAGCCGGGGCCGCGACCCCCCGCCCCGGGCCCGCCCCCGCCGCCGCUCCUGCUGCUGCUCCUGCCCCUGGCCGUGCUGCUGGGCAGCGCGGGCGCGCAGUACUCCAGCGACCUGUGCAGCUGGAAGGGGAGCGGGCUGACGCACGAGGCGCACAGGAAGGAGGUGGAACAGGUGUAUCUGCGCUGCGCGGCAGGCGCCGUGGAGUGGAUGUACCCGACAGGGGCGCUCAUCGUUAACCUGCGGCCCAACACCUUCUCGCCUGCCCGGCACCUGACCGUGUGCAUCAAGCCCUUCAGGGACUCCUCGGGGGCCAAUAUUUAUUUGGAAAAAACUGGAGAACUGAGACUGCUGGUACCGGACGGGGACGACGGGGACGGCAGGCCCGGCCGGGUGCAGUGCUUUGGCCUGGAGCAGGGUGGCCUGUUCGUGGAGGCCACGCCGCAGCAGGAUAUCGGCCGGAGGACCACAGGCUUCCAGUACGAGCUGAUUAGGAGGCACAGGGCGUCGGACCUGCACGAGCUGUCUGCGCCGUGCCGUCCCUGCAGUGACACCGAGGUGCUCCUGGCCGUCUGCACCAGCGACUUUGCCGUUCGAGGCUCCAUCCAGGAAGUUACCCACGAGCCUGAGCGGCAGGACUCGGCCAUCCACCUGCGCGUGAGCAGACUCUAUCGGCAGAAAAGCAGGGUCUUCGAGCCGGCGCCCGAGGGUGACGGCCACUGGCAGGGGCGCGUCAGGACGCUGCUGGAGUGUGGCGUGCGGCCGGGGCAUGGCGACUUCCUCUUCACCGGCCACGUGCACUUUGGGGAGGCGCGGCUCGGCUGUGCCCCACGCUUCAAGGACUUCCAGAGGAUGUACAGGGACGCCCAGGAGAGGGGACUGAACCCUUGUGAGGUUGGCACGGACUGACCCUGGGGGUGCUUCGGGCACUGC